CUUCCACUCCUUAAUUUCUUGAUCUAUUUGUUCUAAUGGAUUCCAGAGUUCCAAAGGAAGAAGGUGCAGCAACUCCACUAGCUCCAAGUUCAAAGAAAAAAAGCCCUUUACUAAUUUGCCUAUUUGUGUUCUUGGGUUCUCUUCUUUUUGUAUUUCUUCUCCUUCUAAUUCUUGGACUUACUGUUUUCAAAGCCAAAGAUCCAACAACUACAGUUGAUUCAGUUUCUGUGAAAAGUCUUCAAUCCAAAAUUGAUCCUCCACCAUCAACAAAAGCCUAUUUAAAUGUAACCCUUAAACUAGAUAUGUCAGUUUAUAAUCCAAACAAGGCAAGCUUCAAGUACAGUGACAGUAUUGCUCUUAUUGAUUAUAAUGGUGGACUUGUUGGUGAAGCUGCAAUUCCUGCAGGAACAAUUCCUUCUGAUGGUACAGCAGGGAUGAACACAACAGUUACUUUGUUGGCUGAUCGAUUGCUUUCUGAUUCCAAAUUUUAUUCUGAUAUGGUUUCUGAUGCUCUGCCUCUUUUUGUUUCUACAAAAAUUUCUGGUAAGGUAAAGGUUUUAAUGAUUAAGAAAAGUAUAAUCUCUAACACAGCUUGCAAUAUAACACUGAAGAUUAGUAAUGCAAGUGUGGUUAAUCAAGAGUGCACAUCCAAGAUCAGUUUAUGA
Telopea speciosissima is the source of this 665-nucleotide messenger RNA. RefSeq lists its product as uncharacterized. Bases 36 to 665 code for a protein of 209 amino acids. The transcript has a single exon. The record is from RefSeq and is a predicted model, not a curated record. Lineage: Eukaryota; Viridiplantae; Streptophyta; Magnoliopsida; Proteales; Proteaceae.